UUAGACCUGACAUACUUGUGCCAGACUCCACUCAAGAUGGGGUCUGGCAGGGGGAUAUGGGUACCAGAAUGGGCUUUCCUAUUAGCAGCUUGCUGUGUCCAUCUGAUAGGAGCUGACACUGAAAUCCAGCAGGAAACAGGAAGCAAAUACAUGGAGGAUAUUCAGCAGAAACAAAACACUUCUGCUAUGGUAAACUUCAUCUGGCCAAUGCUGACAGAUCCAUUAAUAAGACCUUCCAAUCCUGCUCACAAUGGUCGCGUGUGCAGCACAUGGGGCAACUUCCACUUCAAGACCUUCGAUGGAGACAUAUUCUCCUUCCCUGGGCUCUGUAAUUACGUUUUUGCAUCCCAUUGCAACACUCCCUAUGAGGAUUUCAACAUCCAGAUUAGGCGCACAGUGGUGGAAAAUGCUCCAACAAUCAACCGUAUCACCAUGAUACUUGAAGGUGUAGCUGCUGAACUAACAAAGGAUGUUGUAACAAUCAACAGCAACAGAGUUCAACUGCCAUACAGAGAAUUUGGAAUUACGAUAGAGAAAAGCAGCAUUUAUGUCAAAGUUGCCAGCAAAAUGGGUGUUGUGUUAAUGUGGAAUGAAGAUGACAAUAUCCUGCUGGAAUUGAAUGAGAAAUAUGCUAAUCAGACCUGUGGACUUUGUGGGGACUUCAAUGGCUUUCCAAUUUACAAUGAGUUCUAUUCAAACAAUAUUAAGAUUACAGCAAUGCAGUUUGGGAAUAUGCAGAAAAUGGAUGGGCCAACAGAAGUCUGUGAAGACUCUGCUUCUACCCUGCCAGACAAUUGCACUGAUAUUUUUGAUGACAUAUGUGAGGAAACAUUGACCAGCUCUGCAUUUGCAGAGUGUAAUCACCUAGUUGAUGUUAAAGAGUACAUUACGGCCUGCCAAGAAGAUUUGUGCCGCUCCGAAGAGUCUAAAAACGCCUCAUGUAUCUGUGACACCUUUGCUGAAUACUCCCGGCAGUGUGCUCAUGCUGGUGGGCAUCCUCUGAACUGGAGAACCUCAAAACUGUGUCCCAAGAAGUGUCCUUACAACAUGCAGUAUGAGGAGUGUGGCUCCCCCUGUGCUGACACAUGCACCAAUCCUGAACCAUCUCAGUUUUGUGAAGAACACUGUAUGGACGGUUGUUUCUGCCCACCAGGGACUGUAUUUGAUGACAUCAAUAAAUCUGGCUGCAUUCCCCGUCAGCAGUGCUCCUGUGUUUACAAUGGCAAUGCAUACGCCACAGGAACUUCCUUUUCAGGGCAAUGUCAUUCCUGUACCUGUAAUGGAGGCCAGUGGCGUUGUGAAAACACAUCAUGCCCAGGAACAUGUUCAGUAGAGGGAGGUUCACACAUUUCCACAUACGAUAAAAAAUAUUAUGAUCACCAUGGAAACUGCACUUAUGUCCUUUCUAAGCACUGUACAGAUGGAACAUUUGCCAUCCUGGUAGAACUACGCAAAUGUGGCCUAACAAAAACUGGGACAUGCUUAGAGACAGUGACCCUCAACAUGAAUAAAGGACAAACUCUCAUCGAGGUCAAACCUGAUGGUGGUGUGUAUGUGAACUCCAUCUAUACCCAGCUGCCCAUUUCAUCAGCUAACGCCAAUGUGUUCAGACCAUCAUCAUUCUUCAUCAUCAUGCAGACAAACUUUGGUGUCCUCCUUGAAAUUCAAAUUAUACCCAUGAUGCAAGUGUUUGUGCGACUGGAUCCUAUUUUCAAAGGGCAGACAUGUGGUCUCUGUGGCAAUUUCAAUGAUCUCGAAACUGAUGACUUCAAGGUUAUAAGUGGAAUAACUGAAGGAACAGCAACAGCAUUUGCUGAUACAUGGAUGACUCAGGCUUCAUGCCCUAAAGUCCAGCGCAGUUUUGAGAACCCUUGUGCACUCAGCAUUGAUAAUGAAAAAUAUGCUCAGCACUGGUGUGGACUACUAACUGACAAGAAAGGACCUUUUGCUGAUUGUCACUAUGCAGUGAAUCCCUCUGAUUACCACAUGAACUGCAUGUAUGACACAUGUAACUGUAAAAACAGUGAGGACUGUCUGUGUGCAGCCCUGUCUUCCUAUGUGAGAGCUUGUGCUGCAAAAGGAAUACAGCUGGAUGGAUGGAGGACCGAUGUCUGCUCAAAAUACACCUCAUGUCCCAAAUCCCUAAGCUACAGCUAUAACAUCUCUUCCUGUCAACCCACUUGUCGAUCUCUGAGCGAGCAUGAUGUCACAUGCAAAAUUAAGUUUGUCCCAGUUGAUGGCUGCACCUGCAUAAAUGGAACUUACAUGGAUGAAAGUGGCAGAUGCGUGCCUGCUACUGAAUGCCCCUGCUACUACAGAGGAUCUCCCAUAUCAUCUGGAGAAACUGUCCAAGCAAAUGGGCUUGUAUGCACGUGCAUCCAGGGAAGACUGGAUUGCACUGGAGAACCCAAUCCAGAUCGAGUCUGUGAAUCUCCCAUGGUCUACUUAGACUGUAGAAACAUCAGUGAAGGCACAACUGGAACAGAAUGUCAAAAAAGUUGUCAGACUCUGGAUAUGCAGUGUUAUAGCAUGCAUUGCAUAUCUGGUUGCGUGUGCCCAGCUGGGCUUGUGUUACAUGAGAAUGGUGAUUGUAUUCCUGAAGAGGAAUGUCCAUGUAUUCACAAUGAAGCCAUGUAUCAGCCUGGGGAAAAGAUCAGCGUUGACUGUAACACCUGUGUAUGCAAGAAUAGGAAGUGGGAAUGCACCAAAGAUCAAUGUCUGGGCACUUGUGCUGUUUAUGGAGAUGGUCAUUAUAAUACCUUUGAUGACAAAAGGUUCAACUUCAAUGGAAACUGUGAAUACACACUAGUCCAGGACCACUGUGGGAUGAGUGGCACAGCCAAUGGAACCUUUCGGGUUAUUACUGAAAAUAUUCCCUGUGGCAACAGUGGGACAACUUGUUCAAAAUCUAUCAAAGUUUUCUUAGAGAGCUAUGAACUGAUACUUGGUGAGGAGCAUGUCAGUGUCAUAAAGAGAGGACAAAAUAAUGAGGUGCCAUACACAGUCCGCUAUAUGGGUAUGUACGUAGUAAUUGAGACCACAAGUGGACUGAUACUCAUGUGGGACAAGAAAACCAGCAUCUUCAUCAAGCUCAGCCCUGAUUUUAAGGGCCAGGUCUGUGGCCUCUGUGGAAAUUAUGAUGGCAGCGGCAUCAAUGACUUUACUACAAGGAGUCAGUCUGUGGUAGAGAAUGUCCUAGAGUUUGGAAACAGCUGGAAAGUAUCCUCUACAUGUCCUGAUGCUUCCAGCGUAAAGGACCCCUGUUCUACCAACCCUUAUCGAAAAUCCUGGUCAGAGAAACAGUGUAGCAUCAUCAACAGCAAUGUCUUUGCUGCCUGUCACUCUCAGGUUGAACCAGCAAAAUACUACCAAGCAUGUGUGACAGAUGCUUGUGCAUGUGACACUGGAGGAGACUGUGACUGCUUUUGUACAGCAGUAGCUGCCUAUGCUCAAGCAUGUAGUGAAGUUGGUGUCUGCAUAGCCUGGAGAACCCCAUCAAUCUGUCCACUGUUUUGUGAUUACUACAAUCAGCAAGGGGAAUGUGAAUGGCACUAUAAGCCUUGUGGAGCCUCCUGUAUGAAGACCUGUAGGAAUCCAAGUGGAAAAUGCCUCCAUAACUUGUCAGGUUUAGAAGGCUGCUACCCUAACUGCCCACCAGACAAGCCAUAUUUUCAUGAGGACCAGAUGAAGUGCGUUAGUCUCUGUGACUGUUAUUAUAACGAAGAUGGAAAGAUAUACAUACGGGAUGAAUGCCAUGUAUGUGAAUGCACAUCAGAUGGUUUAGAGUGCAAGUUUGAUGAUAAAGCAUGCCACUGCAUUUAUGAAGGGAACAACUAUAAAUAUGGUGAAGUCAUCUACAACACCACAGAUGGAACUGGAUGGUGUUUCACUGCAACAUGUGAUGUCAAUGGAACAAUUAGCAGAAAUAUCUCUAAAUGUGGCAUCUUUACAACAACCCCAUUUCCUUUUCUUACAAGUCAGUUCGAAACUACUGCUUCAGAAAUGACAACUGCAGCACCAGUGACAACUGUAUGUGUGAAGAAUAUAUGUUUGUGGUCAGAAUGGUAUGACUGCACACAGCCUGAAAAUAAAGAGGAUAGUGGAGAUUAUGAAACAUUUGAAAAUCUCAGAGAAAAAGGAUACAGUGUGUGUAAAAACCCAAACAAUGUUCAAUGCAGAGCCAAAGAACACCCAAAUAUAGAAAUAAACAAUCUUAACCAAACAGUUAAAUGUAGUCUCAGUACAGGAUUAAUAUGCAAUAACAAAGACCAGCAAUCUAAGCACUGCUAUAAUUAUGAAAUCAGAAUAUUAUGCUGCAGUUACAUACCAUGUUCAGAAUUACCAACUAUGACGGCAAGAACCACAGAAUUCACAACUACUGCUGCUCCAUCAGCACACAGCACUGCCACCAGCCUCAACCCAUCAGCAACAACAACCACCACUGGCAGCACUAGAGUCCCCAGUAGCACUGCACCAGUAACAGGAGGCACAACAAUCAUGCCUACCACCACCAUGGCCAUCACAACAAGGACAGCUGCACCUCCAACAGAAGGAACAACCAGGACAACCACAGGAAGCACAACAAAGUCCAGAUCCACCUCUACUUCAGCACAAAUCUCCAAUCCCCCAACACCAUCUCCAACAGCACACAGUACUGCAAUCAGCCUCAGUCCAUCAACAAGGAUAACCACCACUGGCACCACCAUUGUCCCCAGUAGCACUACACAGCCAACAGAAGGCACAAGCAUCAUCACUACCACCAGCACGGCCAGCACCACCAGGACCUCUCCACCUCCAACAGAAGGAACCACCAUCAUCACACCCACUACAACAUCACAAACCUCAGCCAGUAGCACUAUCAGCACUUCCAGGAUCACCACAGGAAGCACCACAACGUCCACAUCCACAUCGACUCCAGUUCAAACAUCCACUUCUCCAACCCACACUCCAACAUCUCAUAGUAGUGUCACCAGCCUCAGCCCAUCAACAACGACAACCACCACUGGCACUACCGUAGUUCCCAGUAGCACGGCACUGCCAACAGAAAGCACGAGCACCGUCCCUUCCACCAGCACGGCCAGCACCACCAGGACCUCUCCACCUCCAACAGAAGGAACAGGCACCAUCACACCCACUCCGACACAGACAACCUCAGCUACAGCCACCACUCUCAGCACCUCCAGGACCUCUACCACCUGCCAGCCACAGUGUGUCUGGACUCAGUGGUUUGACGUGGAUACCCCCAGCCCCGGGAGUGAAAAUGGAGACAUAGAGACAUUUGAAAGCAUCCGAGCCGCUGGGUACACACUGUGUGACCAGCCACAAGACAUCAAGUGCCGCGCUAAAGAUUACCCUUCUAGGAGUCUGGACAAGUUGGGACAGGUCUUUCAGUGCAGCAUCGAAUUUGGCCUUGUGUGCAAAAAUGAGGAUCAGAUCACAAAGUACCCCCUGUGCUUCGACUAUGAGAUUCAGGUGCUCUGUUGUGACACUAAAACCUGCGUGGACACAUCAACAACUACAGGUACCACUGCAGGAUCCUCCACCACAGCCUCUCCAACACAAACCUCCACUCCACCAACACACUCUCCAACAGCACACAGUACUGACACCAGCCUCAGACCAUCAACAACGACAACCACCACUGGCACCACCAUUGUCCCCAGUACCACUGCACCGCCAACAGAAGGCACGAGCAUCGUAACUACCACCAGAACGGCCAGCACCACCAGGACCUCUCCACCUCCAACAGAAAGAACCACCGUCGUCAUACCCACUACAACAUCACACACCUCAGCCAGUAGCACAAUCAGCACUUCCAGGACCACCACAGGAAGCACCACAACGUCCACAUCCACAUCGACUUCCGUUCAAACAUCCACUUCUCCAACCCACGCUCCAACAUCUCAUAGUACUGCCACCAGCCUCAGCCCAUCAACAACGACAACCACCACUGGAACUACCAUAGUCCCCAGUACAACGCCAACAGAAAGCACGAGCACCGUCCCUUCCACCAGCACGGCCAGCACCACCAGGACCUCUCCACCUCCAACAGAAGGAACCACCAUCGUCACACCCAGUAGAACAUCACAAACCUCAGCCAGUAGCACUAUCAGCACUUCCAGGACCACCAAAGGAAGCACCACAACAUCCACAUCCACAUCAACUUCCGUUCAAACAUCCACUUCUCCAACCCACGCUCCAACACCACAAAGUACUGCCACCAGCCUCAGCCCAUCAACAACGACAACCACCACUGGCACUACCAUUGUCCCCAGCAGCACUACACCGCCAACAGAAAGCACGAGCACCGUCACUACUACCAGCACGGCCAGCACCACCGGGACCGCUCCACCUCCAACAGAAAGAACCACCAUCAUCACACCCACUACAACAUCACACAUCUCAGCCAGUAGUACGAUCAGCACUUCCAGGACCACCACAGGAAGCACCACAACGUCCACAUCCCCAUCAACUCCUCCACAAACAUCCUCUUUGCCAACCCAGGCUCCAACAUCACAAAGUACUGCCACCAGCCUCAGCCCAUCAACAACGACAACCACCACUGGCACUACCAUAGUCCCCAGCAGCACUGCACCGCCAACAGAAAGCACAAGCGCCAUCACUACCACCAGCACGGCCAGCACCACCAGGACCUCUCCACCUCCAACAGAAAGAACCACCAUCAUCACACCCACUACAACAUCACACAUCUCAGCCAGUAGUACGAUCAGCACUUCCAGGACCACCACAGGAAGCACCACAACGUCCACAUCCACAUCGACUCCAGUUCAAACAUCCACUUCUCCAACCCACGCUCCAACAUCUCAUAGUACUGCCACCAGCCUCAGACCAUCAACAACGACAACCACCACUGGCACUACUGUAGUCCCCAGUAGCACAGCACUGCCAACAGAAAGCACAAGCACCAUCACUACCACCAGCACGGCCAGGACCACCGGGACCUCUCCACCUCCAACAGAAAGAACCACCAUCAUCACACCCACUACAACAUCACACAUCUCAGCCAGCCACCACUCUCAGCACCUCCAGGACCACAGGAAGCACCACCGUCCACAUCCAGUGUGUCUGGACUCCAGUUCAAACAUCCACUUCUCCAACCCAGCUCCAACAUGGAGACAUAGAGACAUUUGUCACCAGCCUCAGCCCAUCAACAACGACAACCACCAGCCCCACGGCACUGCCAACAGAACCUCUCCACCUCCAACAGAAAGAACCACCAGCAUCACACCCACCUUCAGCCGCCAGCACCUCCACUGUGUGUGUGACCAGCCACAAGACAUCAAGUGCCGCGCUAAAGAUUACCCUUCUAGGAGUCUGGACAAGUUGGGACAGGUCUUUCAGUGCAGCAUCGAAUUUGGCCUUGUGUGCAAAAAUGAGGAUCAGAUCACAAAGUACCCCCUGUGCUUCGACUAUGAGAUUCAGGUGCUCUGUUGUGACACUAAAACCUGCGUGGACACAUCAACAACUACAGGUACCACUGCAGGAUCCUCCACCACAGCCUCUCCAACACAAACCUCCACUCCACCAACACACUCUCCAACAGCACACAGUACUGACACCAGCCUCAGACCAUCAACAACGACAACCACCACUGGCACCACCAUUGUCCCCAGUACCACUGCACCGCCAACAGAAGGCACGAGCAUCGUAACUACCACCAGAACGGCCAGCACCACCAGGACCUCUCCACCUCCAACAGAAAGAACCACCGUCGUCAUACCCACUACAACAUCACACACCUCAGCCAGUAGCACAAUCAGCACUUCCAGGACCAGCAAAGGAAGCACCACAACGUCCACAUCCACAUCAACUUCCGUUCAAACACCCAGUUCUCCAACCCACGCUCCAACACCACAAAGUACUGCCACCAGCCUCAGCCCAUCAACAACGACAACCACCACUGGCACCACCAUUGUCCCCAGUACCACUGCACCGCCAACAGAAGGCACGAGCAUCGUCACUACCACCAGCACAGCCAGCACCACCGGGACCUCUCCACCUCCAACAGAAAGAACCACCAUCGUCACACCCACUACAACAUCACACAUCUCAGCCGGUAGUACAACCAGCACUUCCAGGACCACCAGAGGAAGCACCACAACGUCCACAUCCACAUCAACUCCAGUUCAAACAUCCUCUUCUCCAACCCAGGCUCCAACAUCACACAGUACUGCUACCAGCCUCAGCCCGUCAGCAACUACCAUCACCACUGGCACCCGCAUUUUCUCCAGUACUACUGCACUGCCAACAGAAGUUACGAGCAUCAUCACUACCACCAGCACGGCCAGCACCAGCAGGAUCUCUCCACCUGCAACAGAAGGAACCACCAUCGUCACACCCAGUCCAUCAGUGCCUACGUUAGCCAGCAGCACCACCAGCUCAAAGCCCUCCACAACAUCCACAUCUACCUCUACUCCAGCACAAACAUCCUCUCUGCCAACCCAGCCUCCAACACCACACAUUACUGUUGUCAGUGUCAAUCAUUCAGCAACAACAACCAUUCCUGCUUCACUGGGGCUCCGCAGUACCAUUGCAGCGACAACACAAGGCACAACCACCAUCACUACCACCAGCCCAGCCAGCACUACCAGGACCUCUCCACCUCCAACAGAAGAAACAACCACGACAACCAUCACUAGAGUACCCACCUCAGCAGUCAGCAGCAGUAGCACCUCAAGGACCACCACAGGAGGCACCACGACAUUCAUGUCUGGUCCAUCAGAAACAUCCACUCUGGCAACUGAGGCUCCAACUUCACACAUUACUGCCUCCAGCCAUCACCCUUCAGCAACAACGACCAUAUUUUCUACACACAUCCCUGCUACAUCUGUUUCUUCUACUGCACUAAGUACUGUCACAAUUCCCAGAAUUUUCUCUACCACCAGCAUCCCAGUAACAACAUCUGCUACACCACAAUCAAGUCAUGUUACAAGAAGCACUUCUCCAAUCUUCAGUUCUAUCUCCAGCACACCUGUCACAACAGAAGCAAGUACAUUUGUAUCAUCAAUUGGAACGACUCCAUGUUUUUGUCAUGUAUUUGGUAAAUUUUUUUCUCCUGGGGAAGUGAUAUACAACAGAACAGAUGGCGCUGGCUGUAAUUUUUAUGCACUUUGCAGUAAGGAAUGUGAAACUGACCCAUACCAGGGGCCAUGUCCUUCUACAACACCUUUCACUUCGACACAAGCCACCUCAUCCACAGAACAUGGAUUUUCUUCUGUCUCACAGACAACAGCAACAUCCAUCACAACUUCAGGAGCAAGAAACUGUACUGCUGUCAAUCCUCUGCGAAAGCCUGGAGAGCACUGGAUAAGUGAAUGCCAGAAGUGUGUCUGCGACAACCUCACUGCUAUCAUACAAUGCCAGCCGAUUCUAUGCCCAACAGCUCAGACACCAAUUUGUGACCUCGGAUUUGCUCCUGCGCCUGUACUACCACCAAAAGACUCAUGUUGUCCUGAAUAUCAUUGCCAACCAAUAGAUGGCAUCUGUGUGAUUAACGGUACAAUGUACACGGUUGGAAUGUCGACAGUCAUCAAUCCAUGCAAGAAUUGUACCUGCACUUCUGAGAAAGAUCCAGUGAAUAAUACUAAUACUGUGCACUGUGAAACAGUUCAAUGUGAAACAUCUUGCCCGCUGGGUUAUCAAUACAUGACUGAGGAUGGAGAGUGCUGUGGGGAGUGUAUUGAAGUAGCUUGCAUAAUCAAACUAAAUAAUAACACCGUUCACAUGCUCCGAGUUGAUGAUGUCCUGUCAAUCGAUAACUGCACCCAGUACAAAUGUGAAAAAAUUGAAGAUCAAUUUGUUGCAGUCCAAACUAAAAAAAUAUGCCCUGAGUACAACCCAGAAGAGUGUGAUCCUGACGAAACAGAGACUACUCCUGAUGGGUGCUGCAAAAUAUGUAAACCUACAAACUGCAAAGUUUAUAGCAAAAAGAAUGUGAUCCGCCUCGGUGACUGUGAAUCUUCAGUACCUGUCGAGCUGACGUAUUGUGAAGGAACUUGCCCUGGCUCCUCAGUGUAUUCUUUUGAAGCAAACCAGAUGCAACACGACUGCGGCUGCUGCCAGGAGUUCAGCAGCCAAACAAAAGAGGUGACCCUGACUUGCCCAGAUGGAACAAGCAUGAAUUAUAGCUAUGUUUACGUGGAUCAAUGCCAGUGUAUGAAUGCGUGCACCUCAGACACCUCUGCAGCAUCUGAUUCCCAACAGAAAAUCAGCAGACGAAAGAGAUGAUCGCUAGAAAGUCUAGAGUCUAGGGAAGGUGGAAUCUUGUUUUCUCCACAAUAACUUGUGCUCCUUCUUUAAUAGAUCGCAUGUCGGUUUCUGUUAUCACCUUUUCUCAUUUCUUACUUGUAAAAGAAUAUAAAUAAAAGUCAAAUAAUUAAA
This is a messenger RNA of Pezoporus occidentalis (night parrot), 10401 nucleotides long. Its product is annotated as mucin-5AC-like. Gene Ontology annotation, molecular function: protein binding. The transcript is spliced from 43 exons. Bases 37 to 10248 code for a protein of 3403 amino acids. Gene Ontology annotation, cellular component: extracellular matrix. The record is from RefSeq and is a predicted model, not a curated record. NCBI's taxonomy places the organism in Eukaryota, Metazoa, Chordata, Aves, Psittaciformes, Psittacidae.